UGUUAAAUGCGCUGUCUUUAUUUUUUAUUCAAUUAAUCUCUCCUUCCCGAAUUUUGGCUGCUUUGAAUCGUCUCUAACCCCGAGGACCCAGGUUCUACACACAAACUUAACGAAAAAUAAAAACAAAAGUAAGAGAAGCCACACGCAGAAUUUCGGAAACCAUCGCACAAGCUUCCAUAGAUUUCGUCUCUCUUCUUCCUUCCCGUUUCUUCCUCUCCCCCCACAUCUCUCUCCAGCUCUGCCUCACAGAUCCGUGAUCCAUUUUCCUUUUCCAGCAGGCUAUAAAGUGUAGUUAGCGCUUCUCCUAUAAAAAGCAGUGUCUCAUCUUUGAAUAUGAAGAAAGCAUUUGGUCAAACUGUCAGAGACCUCAAGAGAGGGGUCAACAAGAAAGUGCUUAAAGUACCUGGAAUAGAACAGAAGGUUCUAGAUGCUACCAGCAAUGAGUCCUGGGGUCCGCAUGGAUCACUUCUUGCGGACAUUGCUCAUGCUUCGAGAAACUACCAUGAAUACCAGCUGACCAUGGGAGUAUUAUGGAAACGUCUUAGUGACUCUGGAAAAAAUUGGCGGCAUGUCUAUAAGGCAUUGACAGUCUUGGAGUACAUGGUAGGCCAUGGAUCAGAACGUGUCAUAGAAGAGAUUAGAGAACAUGCAUAUCAAAUUACGACAUUAUCUGGCUUUCAGUAUAUUGAUUCCAGCGGUAAAGAUCAAGGUAGCAAUGUCAGGAAGAAGGCGCAGAGCCUUGUGGCUUUGGUUAAUGACAAAGAAAGAAUAGCGGAGGUCAGAGAGAAGGCUGCUGCUAACAGAGACAAAUAUCAUAACUCAAUGCAUAGGCCGUCAGGAGGAUAUGGGGACAAAUAUGAUUACGAAGGCCGCUAUGGAGACAGAGAUGAAGGGCGAAGUAGUUAUGGGAGAGAGAGAGAAUAUGGUUACAAAGAUGAUGAUAGAAAUAGUCGUGACGGCGAUCGUUAUUCUAGAGACUCUGAAGACCGAUAUGGAAGAGAUGGUAACAGGGAUGAUGAAUCCCGUGGAAGGAGCAGAAGUGUUGAUAAUUACAAUGGAUCAAGAGGUAGGAGCUCGGACAGGGAACGGCCUAUUGAGGAUGAUGGCCAAUCCUCAUCGCGGGACAGUGGUGCGCGAGCUGAUGAUCAUUCUCAAGAUGGGAGAGGGGGGCUUGAGAGGAAGUUCUCUGAACAAAAUAUUGGAGCUGCUCCACCUAGUUAUGAAGAAGCUGUCAGUGAAUCACGGAGCCCUGUAUACAGUGAAAGGGAUGGUGGAGAGACCCCACAAAUUGCUCCUCCAGGAGCUGCUGCUUCUCCUCUUGCUGAAAACAGCAGCGUGGACAACAAAGCUGCUGAUUUUGUUAAUGAAUCACCUCCUCAGCAAGUUGAGGCUUUUGAUGAAUUUGAUCCACGAGGUUCAGUUUCAGCAGCACGUGCACCUACAGCUGGUGCUUUGGCUCCUGCACCUAUCCCACCAACAGUGGUUUCUACGCCUGUUCCGCCUGCCCCAAUUAAUGCCGAAAUGGAUUUGCUUGGCUCUCUUUCAGAUGUAUUUUCACCAAAUCCCUUGGCUAUUGUAACAUCUGAUUCCACUUCUGUUGAAACCAAUGGACAAGCAAACACUGGUCCAGCUCCAUCGUUUUCUACUUCUCAGUCAUCUACUCAGCCUUUUGAUGAUCCAUUUGGUGACUCUCCUUUCAAAGCCAUCACUUCUGCUGACACUGACCCAAGCCAUCAUCAGAGUUUUGGAGUUCCUUUUCAGCCAACACCACCAACUUCAAAUCCUGACAAUGAACAUAAUUUUGGUUUUGGGGAAGCAUUUUCAGCUGUUCCCAGUUCUGAACCUGGCUCUCAAGCUCCACCGAACUCAUCUGUCUUUCCUCAAGAGCAGUUUGAUACAUCGCAGAGCGAAAUCGAUAUUCUUGCCGGCAUUCUCCCACCAUCUGGACCGCCAGUUUCUCUGUCUCCACAACCAGAUUCCACUAUGCCAAGAUCCCAAUUUCCUCCCAAUGGUAACUCCUAUGAAAGCUAUCAUCAUCAGGCGGCGCCUACAGAUCUAAACAUGCCAGGACAAACACCGUUUGGUCAAGCUUCACAACAAUAUAACAUGGUUUCCCAUUCGAAAAAUCAUCAUGAAGGUAUGCAAUUCAACAAUGGGGGCUUCACGCAACAGCCAGGCUAUGCAGGUUCAGCUACUUCUCAACCUCCACAAUAUACUCCUGGUGUAUCUUCACACCCAACAAGUGAGAAUUUUCCUCACCAACCAGGUUCUGCCACCUCAGCAAGCUUGCAAAAUCCUUACGCUACUACAUCCAAUUCAGCUGGUCAGUUUGAAGGUGGAAAUUUUAUGACACAGCAACCUUAUGGUGUGACACAGCAAGUUCAUGCUGCCCCUUCCCAUAUACCACAGCGAACUCAAUCUGGACCUGUUGCAGCGUACGGGAAUAAUAACAAUAUCGUUGGAGAUAUGCACCAACCUGGUUCUGCCCCGUCAUCAAGCUCGCAAACCCCUUACCCUACCACGCCCAAUGCACCAGCUGGUCAGUUUGAUGGUGGAAAUUUUAUGACACAGCAACCUUAUGGUGUGACACAGCAAGUUCAUGGUGUCCCUUCCCAUAUACCACAGCGAACUCAAUCUGGACCUGUUGCGGCGCACGGGAAUAGUAACAAUGUUGUUGGAGAUAUGUUUUCACCAUCUGGACUAAGUUCCUUGGAGACAUCAGCAUCUCAACCAUCUCUCACACCUUUAACAGGAGCAAUUGAGAUUGUUCCUCAAAACCAGAAGAAGUUUGAGCCAAAAUCAACAAUCUGGGCUGACACAUUAAGCAGAGGGCUGGUUAACUUCAACAUUUCUGGACCGAAAACAAAUCCAUUGGCGGAUAUAGGAGUUGACUUCGAGGCAAUCAACAGGAAAGAGAAACGGCUAGAAAAACCAACUACCGCACAACAAGUAACAUCAACUAUCAACAUGGGUAAAGCCAUGGGAUCUGGUACUGGCUUAGGCCGCGCUGGUGCAGGUGCUAUGAGACCUCCAACAAAUUCAAUGGUAAGCUCAAGCAUGCCCACGGGCAUGAAUGUUGGUGGCUAUGGAGGUAUGAACCAAAACCAUCCCAUGGGCUACCAACACCAACCCAUGGGCAUGAACCAAAACCAUCCCAUGGGCAUGAACCAAAACCUUUCCAUGGGAAUGAACCAGAACCAUCCCAUGGGAAUGAACCAAAACUAUCCAAUGGGAAUGGGCAUGAACAUGAACAUGGGCGGGUAUGGACAAGGCUAUCCGAUGCAACCACAACAAGGAAUGGGCAUGGCUCCUCCUGGUCCACCACAAGGCAUGACCGGUGCCUAUAAUCCAAUGAUGGGUCAAGGCGGUUACAACCCUCAGCAGCAGCAACCUUAUGGUGGAGGUUACCGGUAAGAUUCGAGCCAAUCACGGUUACCCAUUUUACUUAUCACACUAGUAAAAAAGAAUAUCAAAGAACAGAACACAAUCAUUUUGACCUGGAUUUGUAAAUUUUUUGGUCGGUUCAGGUAAGUUGGGUUUGGUCAGUCAUAUUAUUGGAUUAAUACCUCGGGUUCAUCACAUAUUUUGCCUUUUCUUUCCAAAAAAUAGUUCUCCACCGAUUUGAGUUUUGUUAGGAAAUUUGUAUCGGGUAAAGAGAGAAAGAGAGGGGCACAACCUUCACUCGGGUUUUGCUAUAUACAUAUGUAUUUUGGUAUUAUACAUCUUUUUUUUGUAACACAUUUUCCACUCACGUAACAAUAAAAAAAUUAUUUCAAUGUC
This is a messenger RNA of Arabidopsis lyrata subsp. lyrata, 3780 nucleotides long. RefSeq names its product clathrin interactor EPSIN 3. The record is from RefSeq and is a predicted model, not a curated record. Bases 334 to 3414 code for a protein of 1026 amino acids. NCBI's taxonomy places the organism in Eukaryota, Viridiplantae, Streptophyta, Magnoliopsida, Brassicales, Brassicaceae. Gene Ontology annotation, molecular function: clathrin binding; phospholipid binding. Gene Ontology annotation, biological process: endocytosis. Gene Ontology annotation, cellular component: clathrin vesicle coat; plasma membrane; endosome. The transcript has 14 exons.